GCAAUCCGCACCAGAUCCCCAGAACUACUACACAGUCUACAAAUUUCGUUCGAGAUGACUACCCCUUCUAACGACGUUCUCUCCUGGACCAACCAGGAUGCCCGCGAAAGCGUUCUGUUCAAUGCCUGGGGAAUCCUCUACCGAUUCCAGACGGUUGUCAACCCCAAUAACGGACAGAGCGUCACCACUCUCUGGCGCUCGAUUCGUCCAAACAAAGAAGAUCGGGUUGCCAAACUUGAAUGGGCCGCGAAUGGCGGUCUUGGUCGAAUCAUCAUUGGAAAGAACACCCUUCCAAUGGCGGACCUUGUCCGACCCGACCCUCAAAUCUAUGGCUGCCGCAUCUUCAACGGACCCGACGGCGCCACCUACCGAUGGCGACCUAGCCCAAGCAACUCUGAUAUCCUCCUCCAAGACGCCAACGGUGUUGUCAUUGCUUUCUUCCGACCGACGCGUCAAACCCGAUACCAGCUCGGUGACGUCUAUGGCGAACUUCACUUCAUCCGGAACGCAGGCUCAGGUACUGUGAUGCACCCGCCUAUCAUGGAUCAUGUCACUGUCACCGCUAUGCUCUACCGGUUCUGUGCCCAAUGGAACCUGUGAGCAAGUGAGGCUGGCCUCCUGAUGAUCUAUCUCUCGUCGCUGCUCCCUGGUCUGCUGCAUACACUAUUUAACUACUAGUCACCACACGCACUGUACAUUACCGCAAUUUUUCUUCUCCCUCCUGCUGUACACUAGCUUUCUUCUCCUUCUCCUUCGCCUUCGACGCACGCACUUUUUUUUGGGAAACCUGUCUUUUGCUUUUAAUUAUAAUUUGGGUUCCACAAGCAA
This is a messenger RNA of Coprinopsis cinerea okayama7#130, 828 nucleotides long. RefSeq lists its product as hypothetical. The coding region runs from base 55 to 600 and encodes 181 amino acids. The record is from RefSeq and is a predicted model, not a curated record. NCBI's taxonomy places the organism in Eukaryota, Fungi, Basidiomycota, Agaricomycetes, Agaricales, Psathyrellaceae. The transcript is spliced from 6 exons.